This is a messenger RNA of Paramuricea clavata, 6257 nucleotides long. Lineage: Eukaryota; Metazoa; Cnidaria; Anthozoa; Malacalcyonacea; Plexauridae. The record is from the annotation of a GenBank genome assembly.
AGCUAAGCUACUUCAAGAAAAUCACUAUACUCUUGUGAAAAUGACAACGGAUACAUUGACAAACUCUCUGGGCAAACCAGGAAAAUUUCAAGUCUUACUCUACCUAUAUAUCUCUGGCAACGUCAUUCUUGGAUGCUGGAAUCAUGUUGGAAUGGCAUUUAUAGGAGCGAAAACUAAACACCAUUGCACAGUAGCAAACAGUACAAAUGUUAGCCGACUUGUACCAUUGAUAACAAAGAAUGGAAAGCCAGAAUGGGAUGGAUGUCAUCUGUUUGAUGGUUAUAAUACUUCAGAAAAGAUACCAUGUCCAAAUGGUUGGACUUAUAAUCUGCCUGAGGGAGAAACGACAAUAAUAUCUGAAGUAAGGACUUAAUUCUUAUACUUUUUCCAGCAGUUUACCGGCACACUGAACCGUGGAUGUUUAUUGUAAAAUAUACUACACUCUAAAAACACUUUGGUUAAAAGUUUCUGAUUAACCUAGAAAUUACACUAUAUAUAUAGGUUGACUUAAUAUUUCUGGGGUUUUAUCUUACUUCCUGCCAUAAUCCGGUUAAUGAACCAGGAAUCCGGUUAUAUUUGUCCAGGAUGCCCUUGCCAAAAUAAUCAGACUGUGGCUGGGUGGAUAAACUCACCACAAUUGCAUUGAGGGGCAAUUUCAUUUUUCCCUCACCUUGUGCCCUGAAAGCUAUAUUAAGUACAUUUCUGUAUGUCGGCGGAGUUAAAAUAUCUUGCAGGCUCUUGCCGACAUGUUUUUCUUCGAAUUUUGUAUUAAACUCUAUUACAAUUUAAAAAUAUGAAAUUUCAGAUACAUUUCUAAUACAAAUGACUUAUAUGUCAAUAGAAAGCUUACAAAAAAACUAGAUAUAAGACAUUUAAAUGGUUAGCUGGGAUUUUCAAGUGAUUUUCGAGUUAUUGCUGUUCCAAAUGUGAAAAAUAAGACAAAAUCUCGCAAAAAUCCUGGGUACUAGUCUGAAAACACGCUUCCAACAGCUCAUAACUCACACAAGAAGAACUUGAAAAACCCUGGUAACCGUUUAAAUGUCGUAUCUAGUAUAGUUUUUUGCAAGCUUUCAAAUUAUGUAAAUCAUUUUUAGUAGAAAUUUCACAUUUUUUAACUGUAAUAGAGUAAUACAAAAUUCGACGAAAAACGUGUCGGCAAAAUGGAAUUGCCCCUCGAAAUGGUAAGUUUUUCAUAAUUUCAGUAAUUUUGUUCCUCUGUCUGCCUGACUAACAGGAGUCCCUGGUUAUUUAUCCACCUGACAUUGUUUGGUUAAUUUAACUACGAGUCCUUUGUAGGAAAAGGGUUAAAAUAACCAGUACAUUUAACCAGAAAUAUUAAGUUAAUUCAAAUAGGGUUAUAUUUCUAGGUUAACAGAUUGUUUAUAAAGUGUACCUAUCUUGGAGCCCCACGUCAGUUGAAAAUGACGUCCGGUCCUGUCUUUAAAUAAUAGUACUCCAUUUUUCUUCUAUUUAGUGGGAUCUUGUCUGUGAAAAUGCUUACAAAGUCAACCUGGCUACCACCAUGUAUUUUGUCGGAGUAAUGCUGGGGACUCUGGUGUUCGGAACAUUAUCAGAUAAGUUUGGAAGAAGACCUGUGUUUCUGUUUACAAUGUUCUGUCCAUUUGUUCUUGGCUUGUUUUUGUUCUUUAUAAAGAACUACAUCGCCUUUGUUGUCCUGCGAUUCUUUCUUGGAUUCGUUAUUCUGGUUAGUUAAAGUUCCCAGCCGAUACUGAUAUACGAUUUAUGUGCUACAUAGACAUGAAUCGUACGGUCAGGAAGAGUCAAAUUCAAGGACUUUCAAGGCCAUGUAUCAAUUACUAUAAACGGCUAAAAAGAAAGCUUUAGAAAUCGGUUAAAGGCGACGUUCAACUUCUAUUAAUCAAUUUCAACAGCAAUGUAAGACAUGAACAAAAUCAAUUCAACAAAAUGUUCGUUUUUAUGUCAAACAUGCAAAUUUCACAAAAUGUCCAAAAAACUAAGGCGAGAAGAAUUCAAGGCCUUUCACAAGGCCUUGAAUUUUUGCUUCCAAAUUGAAGGACGUUCAAAUUUUGAAUGAAUCCUGGCGACGGGGCUGCCCCUGAGAAGGAUAUAUCGUUUAGACCAACUUGGGCAAAGAAAGGAUGGGUUCGUCUGGCAAUUGAAUUCAUCGGUGUGUAAACGUGGCAACUGCCCAGUUCCUCUGCGUAGUACAUACAAACACAGCAGGGCAGCUGGAAAAAAUCGGGUCCAAGAAAGUGUACACGAGAUCUCUGGAAUUUCGACUGGUGUCAUAAUAAUAGCUUACAUAAUUAAUGUAUGAUAAUACGAAUUAAACACGAGCUCACAACUUCUCUAUUUGUAAAAUAUUGCUAGUAUAUGGUACGCCAAAUUAAGAGAAAAUUAUGUUGAAGUUCAGAAGUUCUGCUUACAUUGCUGUGAAUAUACGCAGUCAAUUUUAAAGCAUCAUUGAUAAGUGAAUUAAUUGUAGUUUAAAGAUGAAGAGCAGAGCUCAGCAAAUAACUUUAAAACCAAACAUUAGAAAAGUAAAAAAAUUGUUAGCUAACGUUUCGUUGUUCCCAAUACAACAUCUUCAGAGCAAUCUAAAUGAAUUUACAGGGUAUGGUAUAUAUAUAUAUAUAUAUAUAUUUACAAAAUAAUGGUUUAAUAUUACAAAUUAAUUUUUUUCUUUUAUUAUAUAUGUUUGGUUUUAAAGUUAUUUGCUGGUCUGUGCUCUUUAUCUUUAAACUAAGAUUUCCGCCUGCAUGGUGUAUCAAUUGACAUAAUUGUAUUUAAUUUAAAAAUUUAACUAUAACUGUAUAAACUAGAAAAUAAAGCUAAAACAAAGCAAUUUUGAGAGAUACAUCAAGAAGAUUUUAGUUUCUGAACCUGUCCAGUCCUUAGAACGAAUUGCCUCUUAAUCAAUUAAUCGAUGCAGGAUUUAUUCUCCAUCCUUCCAGGGUCUGCAAAUGGCAAGUUUCACAAUUGUGAUAGAAAUAUUUGCGACCCAGUACAGAACAUUCGCUGGCAUUGGUUUUGGGUAUCCUUGGGCCAUUGGAAUCAUGGCAUUUUCACUGUUCUCGUACUUAAUCAAAGAUUGGCAUUACAUUCAGCUGAUGUCCACGACAAUUGGUCUGUUUCAAAUUGGACUUGUUUGGUAAGUGCUAGUGUCACAGAAUAAAAAAAAUUCUGCCAUAAUUCAAGUAUGUGGAUAAACAAGGCAAGAACAGAAAUGCAAACGCGAAAGGCUGUCGCAUCAAAUUAUCUAUAAUUCGUUCACUAUACGGAGUACUCGAUUCAAAUGUAAAUUUCGAAACAUGUAUAAUAGAGCAAAACGUUCAGGUGUAAAAUUCGUUUUAAAACGAAGCCAUUCCGCUUCCAAUGGUGGGUUCCUUUUCAAUCUUAAUCUAUUGGUUCGCGAAUAAUAUUAUUUUACGUGACUGCGAUUGGAGAAUUAAAAAUUUGAUUAACAAAUCGAUACUUCGCAAUGUUUCGACAGUUCUCCAGAACAACUACCUCUAGUGAUUAUGAACUUGGUUAACGGUUGCACCUGAAGCCAUAAACAAGGCUCAAUGAAAAACCCUCCCCACUAAUUUUACCAGAUCUAGCUGGAUCCAUCACUUAGGCCCCGCCCCGUAAAGAAUGGAAAUAUUUCCUUGACAAAUUUUAUUUGCUCGUGUGUACGGCAAAACAAUGACAAUUUUCCCAUGCCAAGGAGCCUUAUUCCAAAGCUAGUGAUAUCAUAAUGGCUUUGGCAGACAAAAGGCGGCCUGGACGUGAGAUAAUUGUUUAACAACAUUCCGUGCACACCAACAACAAAACUUGUGCAAGGGAAACUUAUCAGAAAAACUUGUUUACCGAUACACGAGAGAGUAGAACUCGCUCUCUGUAGAAAGCUUUACCUAUUUUCUGUUAAUUUUUUUUAUUUCAACACCCAUUCGCCGGGUAUAACCCAUAGAGAUACCUGCGGAGGAGGCUAAAUCUGUAUUUAAAUGAUUUUUUCUCCUGUAGGUGCUUCCCCGAAUCCAUUCGUUGGCUUCUGAUCAAUAAUCGUGUUGACCAGGCAGAGACAGUCGUCAGAAACAUCAGUACUUUCAACAAGAUUCCUUUCCCGCAAGAGAUAUUUGAUAAAACGGUUAAUGAAAUUAAUGUUCAGAAGACGGAGGUGAAUAGGUCUGAUAUCAAGAGUUAUACAAUUGUUGAUAUUUUUAGAUCAAGUGUGUUGAGGAAACGAUCUUUGAUUAUGAUGGUUAUUUGGUAAGUAUACUGACUGGCACUGUAUAGGUCAGGUAUAGAUCUGGGUAAAGUUAAACUCCCGAUUAAGAUUUAUCAGCGAAACCAAGACAUUCCUCUAAGUUGAGAUAAAGAAACUGUAACUGAGAUUAAAAAAAAGUCCUGAUUAAUUAAUAUGAGAUCAAGAAAUUGUGACUGAGAUCAAGAAACUCGUGAUAUCAAGAAAGGUGAUAUCAAAAAAGUCCAACUAAGAUCGAGAAACUCCAACUGGGAUCAAUACACACCUCAUGACCAAGAAACUCCUGAUUAAGGUGAAAUCAAGAAACUCCUGAUCAGGUCGAGAUCAAGAAACUCCAACUGAGAUCACGAAACUUCACCUGAGAUAAAGAAACUCCAACUGAGAUCAAGAAACUCCUGAUCAGGUCGAGAUCAAGAAACUCCAAAUGAAAUAAAGAAACUCCAAUUAAGAUCAAGGACUUCAACCGAGAUCAAGAAACUCGUGAUUAAGGUGAUAUCAUGAAGAAUCAUCAACUGAGACCAAGAAACUCCAACAUGUUCAGAACACUGCAGCUAGAAUAGUAACAAGGACCAGCAAAAGAGACCAUAUUAAUCGUUGGUACAUGGAAGAUUGUUGUUAUGCCGCAUUUAAGAGCUUCCUCGCGUACAGAUUGCAUGCUUACAUUCAGUAUUGGUUCAAACAAGUUUUUUUCGUUUGUACUCUCGUAAAAUACAGUUAAAUCGCAGUCCGAAACUUCUAAGCGUUUAUUAAAACACAAAAACAACAUUUCGAUGCUAGUUUGGGUUUCUUUUAAGCUUAUUUGUUUAGUCUUUGAAUAUAAAAUCCGUUGGUUUUACUCUAACAAACAUCGCAGAUAUUAAUUCUACAGCAUUAACACUGGAUCAAUAAGUCAUUUCUCGAUCUCUAGGGAAAAUGUUUAGAACUGACAGAGCUACCCAGCAUGAAUUUAGUGACCGCUGUAUAUCCACUAUACACACAUAACCAUUUCGUAACCUUUCAGGUUUUCGACAUCUAUGGGUUACUAUGGACUGACAUUGAACAUCGCAAGUCUUGCCGGAAAUAAAUACUUAAACUUCUUCAUCAGUGGAGCAUUGGAAAUUAUCAUCAUUACUGCAACCAUGUUUGUCCUAAACAGGUGUAUUGAGUGGUAUAUUGAAGAAUACAGUCAAGCAUCUCCGUACAGAAACCUCAUUAAUACGGUGUCCUCUCUAAUACAAACACCUCUCUAAUACAAGCACCUCCCUAAUACAGACACGUCUCUAAUACAAACACCUCUCUAAUACAGGAACCUUUCUAAUACGGGCUCCUCUCUAAUACAGAAACCUCUAAAUACGGACACCUCUGUAAUAUGAACACCUUUCUAAUACGGACACAUCUCUUAAACGGAAACCUCACUAAUACGGACUCCUCUCUAAUACAGAAACCCCUCUAACACACACACAACUUUCUAAUACGCGGACAUCUCUCUAAUACCGACACUUCUCUGUCUUCUCUAAUACGAACACCUUUAAUAAAAACACCUCUCUGUUACGGACACCUCUCUAUUACGGGAAGUUUCCAAUAUCUCUAUAUAUUCUCUGGAUAUACUACAACGGCAACAUUCUGGACUUAAAUUAAUUUCCGCCUGUAAAAUUACUUCUUGCACUAAAGACACAAGUGAGUACUUGUUAGAAAGAAAAAGCUUCGAAACAAGACCAAAUUCACUUCAUAAGAAUUAAUAUAGUUUUUAAAUUAUUAAGCAUAAAAGAUGGUUUCCUUUUACAUGCAGCCUGUAUGGCUGACUGUUUGUGAAGCAUGGAAAGUAAUGGUUUAUUAUAUUUCAUCUAGGUUUGGACGACGCAGGCCAUUGUGUGUUUAUUAUUUUAUCGGUGGAACGGCUCUUAUUAUUGCAGGAGCAUUGCCAAAGUCGAACAGUAAGAUAUUUGAUGUUACCUUGACUUAUUCACAGAUGACUGUUUAUAGUUUAUUUCGUCUUUACACCAGCUUUAGUUCCAGACUGCCAUUUCCAACAUCAGUGCUUACUAUGUAG